Macadamia integrifolia is the source of this 1979-nucleotide messenger RNA. Its product is annotated as ethylene-responsive transcription factor ERF118-like. The transcript is spliced from 3 exons. Lineage: Eukaryota; Viridiplantae; Streptophyta; Magnoliopsida; Proteales; Proteaceae. The record is from RefSeq and is a predicted model, not a curated record. The coding region runs from base 624 to 1691 and encodes 355 amino acids. Gene Ontology annotation, biological process: regulation of DNA-templated transcription. Gene Ontology annotation, molecular function: DNA-binding transcription factor activity; DNA binding.
GUUGGUUUUCAAUUUGACCGCUUGGGAGAGGUGAACGGUGAGAGUGAGAGAAUCACAGAGAAAUAGGGAGAGAGAAAAGAGGAGAGGAAACUAGUAGCAAGAGCUGCGGUGGAAGAGACUGAUCAGAGAUAGUCGCGGAAAGGAAGGAGAGAUCAACAGAGGCUCUCUUUCUCGGUUGGAAGAGCCAGAGAGGUUUAACGAGAGAGAAGGUGGAUUUGAGGAUUUAUGUCGGCUAGUUUUGAUCUGUUGAUUGGAGCUCCGAAGCAGCUCUGGCUUUUAUCUUCUUCUCAAUCUUUUUUCUACUCAGGAUUUCUCUGCGUUUUCUAUUACUUCUGCCGUUGCUGCCUUCCUUGUAUGCGAUUUUGUUUCCACAAGCAGAGGACACAAAAGGGGUUUCAAAAGCUUUCGAUGCGUUUGAGAUCCAAACGGAUUGGUUUUGGAAUCGAAUGCUUUGGGGGUUUUCAUAUAAAGCGAUUUUUAUUUAUCUUCUUGUUCUUCAGAGGGGCUCUUACUUGACAAUCGUGCUCUGAGAAAAAUUUUCCUUCUCUGUGAUUCUUUAUUUUCAUACCCUUUUUUCCUUUUUUUUUUUUUUUUUUUUAACGUUCAAAGAGAGGUUUCUAAAAAUGCCGGGGCCUCAGAGGCAACUCCUGAAUCAAGAUAAGGUGUUCAGGCAAGGGAGGAAGAAAUCAGUCCCUUCGGAAAGGCCUGAGAUAGAAAACAAAAUGGCCAGAAAGAUCCGUAUUAUCUGCUACGAUCCUGAUGCGACGGAUUGUUCUUCGAGUGAGGAUGAAACGACGAUGGGUUCUGAUAGAAGGAAUCGUAUAUCGGGGCAUAAGCGCCUGGUUCAAGAGAUUCGUGUUCCGAUUUCGCCCUGUGCUUCAUCUGUUCAAGAUAUUGAUAGUUCUUCACAAGAUAGUAACUAUGGUGGCAAAAACCCUAGUAGCAGAGUGGUCAAAAACCCUAACAGAAGGGUUUUGACGAGGAACCCCAGAUCCACCUCUAAGUACAGAGGGGUUCGACAGAGGAGAUGGGGCAAAUGGGCUGCUGAGAUUCGUGACCCUAUUCGAGGAGUCCGAGUCUGGUUGGGCACUUAUGAUACUGCAGAGGAAGCUGCGAAGGCUUAUGAAGCUGCUUCAAAGAGGCUUGAGUUAGAGAGUAUUAGUCUCUCACAGAAGAGUAACGACAAUAGUUCAGUUUCACAGAAAACUGAGAAGAGCAAUAACGUUUCUUCUUCUUCCGCAGUUGGUUCUUUGUCUCAGUCUCAACAUCAGCCCUGCAUCUCUGAAGAGACUGAGAGUCUGUUCUCUCAUUCAUCUCCAUAUUCUGUUCUUGAUAUCUCUACCUCUGCUUCACAUGUGGUGGACUGUCCAAGCAGCACAACUAAGGAAGAUGAUUCUAGCUCCAAAAUAGUUAUGGAGCCACUCCUUCAUCAUCAGCUGCAGCAGGAGAGACAAGGACCAAUUCUGAAGGAUUCAUUGCCACCCAUAACAGGGCAAGAGAAUGACCUUGAUUUUGAUUCAUUUCUCAUGAAGGAUUUUGGGCAAGCGUUUGGUGAUCUGGAUAACUUUGCUGAUUACCCAUUGUUUUGCUUUGAAGAUGGAGCUUCAGAAAAUCUUCCAGACGUUGACUUCGAUCUUGACCCUGAGGCACUUGCUUGGAUCGAUGAAACACUGAAUAUAACCUGCCCUUGAGAAUUUUCUGCCAAUAUAAGUUUUGCAGGUAUAGGAUUUUAGUAACUAUUAUAUUUAAUAGAAAUAGCUUUUACUCUGUUUAUUGUUCUUGAAGUUCCGGUAUGUGAACAAGUCUCAAGAACAUGAAGUGAAGUUCUUGAGAUAGUGGUUUUGUGAUUUGAGGUUUUUGUCAUUUGUUCAAGGCAGAUAUGAGUUUUUAGCAGGGGAGGAGAGUUUCUUUGGGUUUUCUUGUGCUAUUUGAGCCGUCCAAGGUUCAACUCUCAUCAAUAAAUUAUAUUAUACAUCUUA